AUGUCAUCAUUAUUAAAAGAAGAAUAUGAAGAAGAAGAAGAAGAAGAAGAAGAGCUCAGGUCACCAUCAAUUCCAUUACCAAAGUUUCGAUUAGAAAAAGACGACGAAAUUCCCAACAGUUUAAAAGAUUUAUUUCUCAAUUCAAAGAAUAGAAUAAAUGAUAAAGAUGAACAAAUCUUUUUGACUGGUACAACAGCCAUGCCCUACAAUUAUCGUCCAAAUCGUGUUCGUCGUUCAGCUUGUUCCGACUUACAAAGUACAACAAUUCCCGAGGGUCGAAUUUAUAAUGAUCAAUAUGACAAUAAUCGUCGACGAUCAAGUCUCUUUGCAUCGCCAUCUCUCUGUUCACCACCACCGAUCCAUACCUCAUCCUCUUCGUCAACAAUAGAUGAAAAUGAUGAUUAUGUUAAUUUAUGUCGAAAACGAUGUCAGUCAUUGUACGGUGCAACAAAAACACCAUACGAGAAUCUCGUACGUCAAAUACCUUUAUCUUAUGGAAUUAUAACACCAACAAACCAUAAUCUAGAGUCAAAAACUAUCCAUACUGAUACCGGUGUAACUGUUAAUUCUUGUUCAUAUUUAAUGCCACAAAGUUUUUUUCGACGACAUUCACAUUGUUUAACACCAACUGUUUACGAUAAUGAACCUGUUACUGAGGAUCCUUACAUCAGUAGCACAAGUUUAAUUGUCGAACAGAUGCCUGACAACGAUGAUGUGGACAAUUAUUCGCGUUCAUCGUCUUGUUUCGAUGUGAAUGAAGAUCAACAGGGGCAGAAUAAUUUAUUUCAACCAAAAUCAAAGAAAAAAUCGUGUUCUGAUACAAAUAUUUUGCAUCAAACACGUCAUUCAUUACCAUGCGAAAAUUCCAAUACAUCAUUAGCAAUUAAAAAUUUUCUAAAACGACAUCAUUUAUCAUUAUCUAAAACACCAACAACAUCUUCUAGUUCACUUGUUUCAUCAACAAAUUCACUUUCAUCUUCAUCUUUACCAUUAAAUUCAACAUUCCAAAAUUUUAAACAUUUUUUAACUUUAGUUAAAUUACCAAAACAACAGCGAUCAUCUGUUUCAUCUUCAGCAUCGUCAACAGCCUCAGUAACGCCUACUCAUUCAAGUUUACAAACACUGACAACUGGUAGUGAACAUACAUCGACAUCAUUAACCAGCAGUACUACACCAGAUACAGAAAAUGAAUCAACAACAAUAUCAAAAAAUUCACAAAAAAAGAGUACAACAAAACUGAAAAUGUGCGAUUGCGAAUGGCACUAUCAGCCUGAUAAAGGAAAUUGGUGUUCAAUAAAUGGUAGUGCAAUAACAUUAGGACCAAUUGAAUUACAUAAUUUAACACAUAUUGAACAUAAAUUAUUGAAACGAAUCAUACAACAACGUUUACAAAAUCUUGACAUGGGACUAACCGUACAUGUUCCCAAAGAAGAGCCGGUGAGAAAACGAAAACAUCAUUUUAUGUUUCGAAGUAAAUCGAGUGAUAAAUCAAAAGAUGCAAGAGAUCUAAAAUCAAACGGCUGUGUGUUUGGUGUCGCUUUAUCUCAAUGCAUUGACGAUGAUGAUCGUUGUUCGAGUGGGCGAACGGAGGAUGAUUUAAGAAAAAACAGUUUGGAUUUAGCUACAUCACUGGCAAUACGAACAAGUCCCAAUGGAAGUGUUUCUUCGACUAGUUCAGCCAGAGAUAGUGGAUGUUCAGUGUCGCCAGCAAGUCCCAGUAGUUUGCAGGUAUCGGAUUCUGAUUAUGAGAAUACAAAAAUUCGAUCCGUGUCAUUAGAAGCAUUAAGUGGUGGAGCACAAGCUGGAAAAGUGUCAUCGGCCACAGUCAUGAAUCGUUCCAAUACACUCCGUUGUUAUCCAGAGAAAGUUCCAUAUCUAAUUAAAAAUUGUUGUGAGCAUCUUGAACGAAAUGCUUUGCAGACAAUUGGAUUAUUUCGUGUGGGUGUUUCAAAAAAACGUUUAACAGAGCUCAAAGAACAAGUAAACUUAAGUCGUAGUUUAAAUUUUGAUUCAACUACAAAUGUACAUGACGUAGCCGGUUUGAUAAAAGAAUUCCUUCGUGAAUUGCCGGAACCGUUGAUGACAAAAGAACUUUGUUCAUCUUUUCUUGCAAUUCAUUCGAAAAUGAACGUUAAAGACCAAUCAAAAAUUUUAAGUUAUUUAAUUGCAUUACUUCCAUCAUCAAAUCGUGACACACUUUACACAUUAUUAAAAUUUCUCCACAUGGUCUCAUUAAACGCACAUGAUAGGCAAUAUAAUGGAAAAUUCAUUCCCGGCAAUAAAAUGGAUUCACAAAAUUUGGCUAUCGUAUUUGCUCCAACGAUCUUGUUAGAUGGAAAAGCAAUUACGAAAGAUAUGAAUGUUACAAGUAUGGAACAAGCAAAAUCUGUGCUGCAAAUGAUGAUUGAACAAUACAAAGAUUUAUUUACAAUUUCACGAGAUUUGCACAAUGAACUAAUGAAUACUCUAUAUGAAACAAAUAAUGAACAACUCGUACGUGCAUUAGCAUUUAAGGUUAAAAAUGUUUGCGGAAUUGUUACAAUUCAAUUAAAUGAAACUGAUGAACGUGAAUUUUCUUCACUUGAUUUAACACCGUUAUUUUAUGAUUCUCCGAAUGUCGGUAUUCUUGGUGCAAUAAUUCCAACACGUGUUCAACCAGCAGCACGUCGUUAUAAUUUCCGUCGUAAUAGCGAUUUUCCUUAUUCAUCUGUUCAUACAUCUCGUUCAUCAGAAUUCCUUCAAGUACCAUCAUCAUCGUCAGCACAACGUUUAAGCCAAGCAAAUACGAAUAAAACGACUAUUAUAAACACAUCAACACGUUUAUCAACUGUGAGAGAUAUUCGAGAAGCCAGCAUGGAUCAAAUUAUUUUUCGACUUAUUGAACCGCCAAGUGAAGAACGUCAUGCAACAGAACCGAUUAUCAAUGUCACGUCAUUUGAUGAUGUUAUCGAUAUAACAGCAACAUCUUUAACAACUGCUACGACGCUUGACCAUAAUCGUCGUCUAAUUAUUCGUCCAAACUCAUUGAAUAUCAAUGGAACAGAACCAUCAGUCGUCACUCAAUCAUCAUCAUCCGAAUCUCAACAAAAUGCCAAUAACAACAAUACGUUGGGUUUAAGAGAAAUAAAACCCUAUGCUCGUUCAAAAACGGCACCACUCUCCUCAGGUCAUUAUUUAAGUCCAAGAAAUCAUCGAGAAUCAGCGACAAGUGCAAAAAAUUUAUGUGGUUCAUCGACAGACGAAUCACCAUCACCAUUAGGUGCAACAAAACAAAGCGAAUUGACUGCGACACUUGUUUGA
This is a messenger RNA of Didymodactylos carnosus, 3300 nucleotides long. NCBI's taxonomy places the organism in Eukaryota, Metazoa, Rotifera, Eurotatoria, Philodinida, Philodinidae. The record is from the annotation of a GenBank genome assembly.